This is a messenger RNA of Clupea harengus (Atlantic herring), 4820 nucleotides long. It is a transcript of the gene tor4ab, whose product is annotated as torsin family 4, member Ab. Gene Ontology annotation, cellular component: endoplasmic reticulum lumen; nuclear envelope. Lineage: Eukaryota; Metazoa; Chordata; Actinopteri; Clupeiformes; Clupeidae. Gene Ontology annotation, molecular function: ATP hydrolysis activity; ATP binding. The record is from RefSeq and is a predicted model, not a curated record.
UGUCUUUGUUGUCUCUGCUGGGAAAAGAACAGCCAUGGCUUUAGAAUUUCAGCAUCAUACUAUACUAGAGAAAAUAUCUUGCUUAAUAUGUGCAUGUCGCAAAAGGUUUCGGUGCUCAUAAGUGCACGUGCAUGCAUACAUUUUAUACACACACAUCCCCACCAUCGUUCACCCGUAUGCAGUCAGAUCUUUCCAAUGACAUUCAACAUUGGAUCAUUGCCCAGAGUGGGAAAUCCAAAUAGAUGCAAACUUAAGUGCACUACUUUGAGUGGCUGGCCUGUUUACCAGGCAGCUGUGCAAGGAGCAAACAUCCAGCAGGCCUACAGGGAGGAAAAAAACAUGGUCAUCACUGGCCUCUUCAGGAGGAAGUUAAAAUGGUAACACUGAAUAUAAAAUCACCCUCAAACACCACAUUGGAAGUCCCCUACAGUGUCACGCAUUAUGUAAACGUAUUCAAGUGUUCAAGCAAAUUCAAACCUGACACAAGUGAGCCAGAAAGGGAGAGCAAUCGAGGGAGAAAAGAGAACUAGAAAGAGACAGGGGGAUAGUAUUUUAAUAAGUGCAGAUCGCAGAGGUGGAGCUCUGUGCGGGUUCAGAGGUUGACAGAGUAGGGAAGAGAAAGGGUGGAGUGAAAGAGUGAAGGGGAGGACAGUGCACUGGUGCACGCCGGUGGCUCCGCAGACGUGCCGUGGUUUCCUGGAAGAGUGCAUCUGUGUCACCUACUUUUUCUCCAGGGAGAGGGGCCUGCUUCUCUGAUUGACAGCAGGAGAGGAGGCUGUGGAUGCUGAGUGUCGACGCCAAAGAUGAGAGACGAAGAGAUGUCGAACGGGGCCCUGGAAAGCCAGGUGGAUGAGGAAGAGGAUGAGGAAGAGGAAAAAGAGGUUGUGCCCUCCGGCCCUUCCCUCUUCUCCCCACAGCUGCGAGCGAUGAUGCGAAUACGGAACAAGUACCAGGCCCUGAAGAAGCGACGCCUCAAUGGCAACGGUGCACAGCUGACGGCACCCGGGUCCAACAUGCCUGAGGUCUUCACCUUUGAGCAGUCGAUUGAGCGUGCUCAGAAGAAGAGAAAGAAAAGGAAGUCCCGUGUGCUUUUCCCCAGUGACAACCGCAAGUUUCUCCCCAAAGAGAAGGACAAGAGUCGUGCGAAACCCUUCUUAAUCCUCUUCAGCAUCAUUGUCUUCCUCCAGGUUUACAAUGCCAUUGAGAACCUAGAUGACCACGUUGUGAAGUAUGACCUGGAGGGCUUGGAGAAGACCUUAGGGCGAGAGGUGCUUGGCCAGAAGCGAGCCAUGGAGACUCUGAUGGACCACCUGCGAGACUACCUGUCCACCUACUCCCACCACCAGCCCUUGGCGCUGUCCUUCCACGGCCCCAGCGGGGUGGGCAAGAGCCACCUGGGUCGCGUGCUGGUGCGCCACUUCCGCUCAGUGGUGGGCGACGAGCUGGUGGUGCAGUACUUCACCCUGCACAACUGCCCGCCGCAGGAGAGCCCCGGCCAGUGCGCAGCGGACCUGGCCUCGCGUGUAGCCCAGGUGGUGGCCCGGGCCGAGGAGGACGAGCGCAUCCCCCUGGUGGUGCUGGACGAGGUGCAGCUGAUGCAGCCCCCCAUGCUGGACGCCCUGCUGGAGCUGCUGAGGCCAGACCAGAGCAACGAGUUUCUCAAUGUCAUCUAUGUGCUCCUCAGCAGCUUGGGCCAGGAGGAGAUCACCCGGCACAUUCUCCAGAACUCCUCCUCCUCCCCCUCCUCCUCCUCCUCUAUCUUCUGGAAGGGCCAGGACAUGGAGGACGUGAUCCAGAGCAGCCUGGCUAAGCAGCACCCUCUCUGGGCAGAGGUGGAUGUGGUGGCCCUGAUGCUCCUGGAGAAGAGCCACGUGGUGGAGUGUUUCCUGGAGGAGAUGACACGGGAGGGGUUCUACCCGGACCUCGGCCACGUGGAACAGCUGGCGGGGGAACUGUCCUACUACUCAGUCGGGGGUCGACAGUACUCACAGAAUGGCUGCAAGCAGGUGGUUGCUAAGGUGAACCUUCUGUGAGUGCAGCCAUUUGUACCUCUGCCAAAGGAGGUUACGAUGCCAGUGUGGUUUGUUUGUCUGUCUGUCAGCAGGAUUACGGAGAUACUGCCAGCCCAUUUCACCAGUUCAUGAGACUUGGUGAAAGGGUGUAGCAUGGACCAAGGAAGAACUUAUUAAAUCACAGGGCGGAUCGACAAAUUGACAGAUUGAAAGCAACUUAAUAACCUCUGUCUCUGACGUAUUUCUUUCAGUAAACUUAACAAUGGAUCUGUUGGGUGAACACUCCAACAUUUAUUUCAUUCAGUGCUAAUACUCAAACUGGAGUUGUUGUGUUUUGUUGGUUGUUUUGCAUUUUCUUUACUCAUGGCACUAUCGUGUGAGGCAUCUAUCAAUCUUCCUUGUUGUUUGGGUACACAUGCCAUGCUCUGAUUUUGAUUGACACAUCAGACUUAGGCUCACCUUUUAUUUGCAGGUCAUACAGAGUGCCACGCCUAACUGUGCUCGCUGAACUUUGGUUACAGCUUGAAGUUGCCCUUGCCUCCAAACCAAAACAUUUUGAUAGACUAGCCUAUUCCACGUCUGCAUUUGCUAAAAAUAUUCACAUGGCCUUGAGACAAAUGAAGGAGACAGUGUGUCACGCGAUAGGAGAAGCUAGACUAAUGGAUUUGGACUGCAUGAACAUGUUGGCAGAGGACAAAGACCUCACUGCCUUGAGAAAUUAAGUUGAUCUUAAUGAAGAUAUCUAUUAAGAAAAUGCUGAUAUGCAACGAUGCUCUUUGAAUUGGUUUCUAAACUGAUGAGGUUGAAGUUUUAGAGAUCUAACAGAGCAAACAUCUUCAUGGACUGUGGCAAAGGUCAGAGAGCGGCUGAUUGAUUUGAUAAAUAUUUAUAUUUUAUACACAAUUUACCUACAGAAGUUUUCAGAAUGUAAUAGAAACAUAUCAUCUGGCCUUAUUUUCAUUUAGCCAUGUAUCUUCUCAUUAUCUUCUAUAUCAUAUACAUUAUAUUAUAUAUUGCAUUAUAUAUACAUUGAAAUACAAUAAUAAGUAUGUUUGUGCGUACGUCUUUGUUCAGACAGGCAUAUCUAUCAGGCAUAUCUAUCAUAACCACCACACCCCUUCCAGCACUUUCUAAUAAACAAUUGUUGCCAUGACUGUCAACUAUUGACAGCUAACAGCAGCCACUGACUAACUCUAUUUACUCACUGAACAGUGAUAACGACACACAAACACACUCGAGGGCUGGUGGCAAAUGUCAGUCAAGGUACAUGCCUGUACAUACGCAAACUUAUGUUUACAUGGACACAACUUAUGUUACCAAGCCACAGGGGCUGGUGCGAGGAAAAUGACAGUCAAAAUAAGUGACCGAAUGUCUACCAUGUCAUGUAACAACACCUACAGAGUCCAUUACUGUUCUUAGGUCUUUAAAGAAGGGUGAAGCGGGUGGUGUGGAAACAUCGGAGGUCAAGGGAGGAAAAUUACUAUCAAGACAGGGGAGUUCAAUACAAGGUUAAAAAGGCAGUUGUCAUGUUUGCUGGUGUAUGAUUGCUUGAUUGCGUGCAAAAACUGCAACAAGCCAUCCAAAUACCAGGCGAUCAAAAGAAGAAAAACAUUCUUUGCAUUCUUUUUUUUUUCUUCUGUUUUGCGGUAAAAUCCUUAGCACGAUCUGAUGGGUGGGGGAACGUUUAGACAGACUGAGUCGAUGAGCUGAUGAGCUGACACAGAAAGGUGUUGGCUCCACAGAAAUAUUUACUGCUGUGGGCCUUCGCAUUCUGACUUAGUUAAUACAUGUUUUGCACAUCAUAUUAAUAUCUCAUUGUUUAAACAAUCAAACAUAGAAGCACAGAAUCUUCACUGUGUUCGGUCACAUGUCAUAGUGAAGCGAGCAACACAGCGAGAACGAGACACGAGGUUGUGUUUGUUUUCAAUAGUGGCGGUCAGAGCCCAACCAGGGGAGUGUAAAUACAGCCGCCACUAGAUAACCACGAAUGUAAACAUGUGCAGAAAACAACGUAUCAAAUAUGACUGAGUUGCAGCAUUCCUCUGUAGGGAGGCAUUCUGUGUGACCCUAUGCAAAGUCCAUGACCUCUGUGCAUGUUUUUAAUCUGAAGGCUGGAGCUACUUCUGUGUCAUGAGUUUGGGGUGGGUUUGACUACAACCCCUAAUUGUGACAUGGCUCUACAUCUGACAUCCAGUGUCCUAAGAUAAAGUUUAGCCAGAGAAGACGAGAGGAGUCACAUUUGAGUAACUAAUUACACUGAAUACACAGUUGUGUUCAUUCAAGGACUUCAGUUUCAUGCCUAAAAAGACUCCUAUUAUCCUCUACUUUUGACCAGUUUAUCAGUUAAUUGAUGGCUAAUAAAACACACUUAUCUACAAAAAGUGUAACCCUUUUUAAUUUGGGGAAAGAUGUUUAAGGUUUUCGAAUCUCACACCUCCACAAGCAACCACACAAAGUCACACUGAAACAAUUUGCAUAUUGUUCAGAAGAUGCACUGUCAAUCUUGUGGUUUUGAUUGAUUUAAGACUCAGGAAGAAGUCAUCUUGAAAGACAAGUUUAUGAUGCCUUUCACAAUAGCUCAGCACAGAGACAGUGAGAGUGUGCCAGAUUACUGCAGUGCAGUUUACGCAAUAAAUACUUCACUCCUUUGUGCAGUGAUGCCAAAAAAUAAUACCCGUUUCCUCACAUAAGAGAGUAAUUCAUUAAUCUAUCAAUGAGAUGAGAAUGUGACUUUCAUUUCCUUCCUUGACCUUGACCUUGACAGACACUGGACCUUUAAAUAAAUACAACUAUUGAUUUCAAACCCUA